Messenger RNA from Anolis sagrei ordinatus, 796 nucleotides. The record is from RefSeq and is a predicted model, not a curated record. Lineage: Eukaryota; Metazoa; Chordata; Lepidosauria; Squamata; Anolidae.
AUGGGUGAAAGCAACAAUGGAAACUAUAAAGGGUGCAGUAAUCAAACUCUGUGUAAAGAAGUUGCCUUCACUUUGACUCCUGCUGAUAAAAAGCAAAUCCAGAUCAGCUCAGCCUGUUGUGCAACUGACUUGUGCAAUCAAAACCUGACACUCAGUUCACCUCCUGUUGGUACUGUUGAAAAUGGAGUGAAUUGCCCAGUGUGUGAGAAUUACAACAGCCUCCAGGUGUGCCAAGCCAAUACACACCUUGCCUGCCGAGGAGCCGAACAGAAGUGCAUUACUCUUGAAGGGAAAACAAAAGAUGGAAAGGGCAACUUCACCUUCCAAGGCUGUGCAACGGAAAAUGCCUGCAAACUGAGGGUAGAUGACCUUGUGCCCUUCAAAGACAAGAUCUAUAUGUUGUCCAAGAAUGCAACGUGCACCGACAGAGGAACCAUGGCAGCAAUCUCUUCUCCAAUGGUCCUAAUUCCUGUGGUUGUUGGAUUCCUCUUAGCAAAUAUCCAUUCUUAACCUAGGCAAAUACCAGCUUGCUCCUGAGUGCUGGAUAAAAAAAGCUCCACCUUUCUUUUUUAUUAUGAGAAUUGCAGACAACAUAUUUGUCAUGAGGACUGAGUGAUACACACACACACACUCACACAUAUUUUAAAAGGAGAUAACUCCUUUCUCGAGUUUCUCAAACUGUAGGACUCUUUCUCAUUGAGAACAAAUCUAUCAAAUAUAGGGUGUCGCUUCAAUCAAUUUAAUCUCAAGGGCUCAGUGUAGCACUUUUUUGUAACAGAGUAAUUGGACUGAGAGA